Molecule: messenger RNA, 2446 nt
Organism: Coprinopsis cinerea okayama7#130
Lineage: Eukaryota; Fungi; Basidiomycota; Agaricomycetes; Agaricales; Psathyrellaceae
Product: g2/mitotic-specific cyclin cdc13
Exons: 5
Coding region: 1-1857 (618 amino acids)
Biological process (GO): regulation of cyclin-dependent protein serine/threonine kinase activity; G2/M transition of mitotic cell cycle
Cellular component (GO): nucleus; cytoplasm; centrosome
Molecular function (GO): cyclin-dependent protein serine/threonine kinase regulator activity
Source: RefSeq, a predicted model, not a curated record
AUGGCCACCAAUAUACCGACUCGCCGUGUGGCGACACGGACGACGACACGCUCGACAUCUGCUGCGGUGAAGGAAAACGAAAAUGCGUUGGCCCGCCCUUCGCGAAUUACCCGCUCAAAGCUGACGGCCACCAGUGGCGCUUUGGCUCCCGCUGGCGGUAUGACGAGGACCACCAUCGCUUCCAGGGCCAAAGCCCUCGCAAACCAAGCUGAGAACAGCGGCAAGCCCACCGACAAUGCCCCCGUCAAGCGCAAGCGCGAGGCGCUUGGUGAAGUGGCUGUGGCUGGGAACCGACCAACACGAUCGACCACCCUCAAGGGCAAGGAGAAGGAGAAUGGCGUCACGGGCAAAGCUGGGGCGAGCGAGAGUGCAGGCAAAGAUAAGUUUGAUGGAGUUGUGAUCAAGACGAAGCCUUUGGCGGUGAGGCAGCCGUUGAGGACGGUUGCCACUCGCCAAGUCGCAUCGACGAGGACCACUAGGGCGGCAGCAGAGAAGGAAAAAGAGAAGGAAAGGGAGAGGGUCCCUGUGAAAGAAAAGGUCAAGGAACCGGCAACGAGCGACCACGCGAUGGCCGUUGAUGCCCCCCAAAUCCCCAGCAUCGCUGUCAGACGUUCCGAAGUCGUCAAAGACCAGAAGGUCAUGGGUCCCAAACGUCAUGGAUCCCAGCGCGCCCUUCGACCAACCCAACCAAAGAUUGAAGAGGAAGAUGAAGAAGAGCAAGAGCGCGUUUUCAAGAAGAGGAGGACCAGCUCAGACGCACCCGAACCAGAGCCCAAGAUUGAAGAGCCUCGAGUGGAGGAACAAGACCCUGAGGCGUUGUUGAUGGCCAGGCUCGAGGCUGAGAUGGAGGCGUUCGCCAACGAGCCCGAACACGACCCCGAAACAUCUGCUUGGGAUGACUUGGAUGCGGACGACGGCGAUGACCCUCUCAUGGUCAGCGAAUACGUCGGGGAGAUCUUCAAUUACAUGAAGAAGUUGGAGUUGACGACCAUGGCGAACCCCAAUUACAUGGAAAGUCAGAAAGAGCUUGCCUGGAAGAUGCGUGGCAUUCUCACCGACUGGCUUGUUCAAGUCCACGUCCGUUUCCGCCUCCUCCCCGAAACCCUUUUCCUCUGCGUGAACAUCAUUGACCGCUUCCUCUCCGCGCGCGUCGUCUCGCUUGCCAAGCUCCAACUUGUGGGCAUCACAUGCCUCUUCAUCGCCUCUAAGUUUGAGGAAAUCGUCUCUCCUGGUGUUUCUCACUUCCUCAGCGUCGCCGACUCGACAUAUACCGAGGCUGAGAUCCUCCAAGCCGAGCGAUACGUCUUGAAGACCCUCGACUGGAAUCUCAGCUACCCCAAUCCUGUCCACUUCUUGAGACGGGUCAGCAAAGCGGACGACUACGAUGUUGCAGUCCGCACGGUGGGCAAGUACCUCUUGGAGAUCGGGUGUUUGGAGUGGAGGUUGAUCGCUGCCCCACCCUCGUUGAUGGCUGCUGCUGCCAUUUGGUUGGCAAGGUUGGCCAUGGGCCAUGAAGAAUGGACCCCCAACCUUGCUCACUAUUCGAGCUACAGGGAGAGUGCUCUCGUCCCCACCGCCAACUUGAUGUUGAAUUAUAUUCUCAAGCCGAUCAAGCAUGAGGCGUUCUUUAAGAAGUACGCUGGAAAGCGUUUCUCCAAGGCCAGCGUCUACAUGCGCGAAUGGGCGUUGAGCCAGUGGCCCGAGAACAGCCAGGUCGAUUUGGGGAAGGAGCUUCCCAGAAUCAAGGCGUCGAUCAAGCUGCAGCGGGAGGCAGAGGAGUUGGCCCUGGCUCGUGCUGGGAAUAGCGAGGCAGAGUUUUUUGAAGGCGAGACGUUCGCCAAGCCCCGCGCUCGUUGAACGAUGAACCCUACUCGCCACUGGUUCCUUCAUGUCCAGUAAUACGACUCCAGCAUUCGCUUCACCGUUAUCUCGGCGCUUUCCGACCUGCAUGCCUUCCCAUUUUUCUGUUCGAUUAUCAUCUUUCCAUCUUUGUGAUAUUAGCUCUCUCAUCGACAACUUACAACCAAUUCAAGUUUUUCAAGUCUCGAAUCCAUCUGCUAUUCCCUGUCAUUCCGACGUCCAGCUGUGCACCUUGCAUCGUUCGGACUCGGGGCCUUUCCUUCGUUGUCCACCUUCAAGCUAUCUAUUGCGCUCGGUAUCGCUGUUCGUCGGUGGGAAUGUCCAAAGCUGCCAGCAUCUUCGUUUCCCACUCCCUGAAGGGUCUUUUGCGACGCGCCUUCCCGGUGGACCAAUGGACAGACUACUAAUUAAGCCGCCAGUGCGUGUUUUGUGGAGAAGUUCAGUAGUAGUAAAGUUCUUUUUUGCCUGGUUACUUAUCUACUCUACCGUACUGUAUACUGAAUUCCAAAGCAGAAGUGCAUUUGUAUAGGAAAGCAUCCAUCGUCGUCGUGGUAUUGGCAUAGUCAUGUUCAUUUGUACAAUUAGA